This is a messenger RNA of Monodelphis domestica (gray short-tailed opossum), 3127 nucleotides long. RefSeq names its product splA/ryanodine receptor domain and SOCS box containing 4 (gene SPSB4). Gene Ontology annotation, cellular component: SCF ubiquitin ligase complex. Lineage: Eukaryota; Metazoa; Chordata; Mammalia; Didelphimorphia; Didelphidae. The record is from RefSeq and is a predicted model, not a curated record. Gene Ontology annotation, molecular function: protein binding. Gene Ontology annotation, biological process: intracellular signal transduction; proteasome-mediated ubiquitin-dependent protein catabolic process.
CUGCAGCCUCUUCCCCGUCCUGGAAGGAGGGGAGCCGGCGAGCGGCGGGCGGCGGUGGCGGCGGCAGCGGCAACAACAGCAACAGCAGCAGCUGCUGCUGCUGCAGUUACAGCUAUAGCAGGAGAAGUCAGGAUCUCCGCACAAAGCCGCCCAGCCCAAAGAGAAGAAGCGCACUGCAGACACCGCAUCAGCCCCGGGUACAGGAGAAAGCCUGCCUGCAGGGGCCCCAGGGGCCGAGGCACUGGCGCGGGUCCCCUCUGAGAGACAGAGCUCCCAGCACUGGCCAGGCGCGCUCUGUGUCUCCUCCGCUGCCCGAGUACGCGCGCUGACCGCGGCGCCCCUGACCGACCCAGACGGACGGGCAGACAGAUGUUUCUUUCCCGCCGCCGCUGAAGCUCCCAACUUCUCCAAGUGCUCUGCAACUCUGGGGCGGCCCCAGUCUUCCAUAGAGCCAGGGAGCGCUCCCUCCCUCCCUGCGCGGUACCGCGGGCAGCUUGGGGAGGACGCGCUCUCCGGAGAAGGAAAGCGGAGCUCGGAAUUCCGGACCCCCUCCUCUCGGCCACCCAACGGGGCGCGGCUGCUGGGCGAGUUGGGGCUCUGCUUGCAGACUCGGUGAGCUGCAGAUUGGCUGGCACUUGGCGAUAACUAGAUUUCUAUGUAUUUUAUGGAGCUCACGUUCUCUGGCAGUGGUAGAACGGACAGACUCCGACCCAGGGAGUGAAUCCGAAUUGUUUGCUCAGUCUCUGGGUCAGGGGGUGAACACUCCCAUGAGGUAACCCUGGCCUGCGACUGGCCUCUUCUCCCCCUCGGUGAAGCAAUGGGCCAGAAAAUCUCAGGGAGCAUCAAAUCUGUGGAUGUACGCGAACCUCCCUACCAAUCAGUGAAGCGAGACCUCAGGGGCCCUGACUUCUGCCGGCCGGCCCGCCUGGACCUGCUGUUAGAUAUGCCCCCAGCUCGGACGGAGGUCCAGCAUCAGCACGCCUGGAAUCCCGAGGACCGCUCGCUGAACAUCUUCGUGAAGGAGGACGAUCGGCUGACCUUCCACAGGCACCCCGUAGCCCAGAGCACAGACUGCAUCCGGGGGAAGGUGGGCCAUGCCCGAGGACUCCACGUAUGGCAGAUCCACUGGCCCACCCGGCAGCGGGGAACCCAUGCCGUGGUGGGGGUGGCCACCGCCGAGGCCCCGCUGCAUUCGGUGGGCUACACGGCGCUCGUGGGCAGUAACAGUGAGUCCUGGGGCUGGGAUCUGGGGCGCAACAGACUUUACCAUAACUGUAAGAACCAGCCCGGUGUGACCUACCCUGCCUUCUUAGAGCCAGAUGAGGCAUUCGUGCUUCCAGAUUCUCUACUAGUAGUUUUGGACAUGGACGAGGGCACGCUCAGCUUCAUUGUGGACGGACAGUAUCUCGGUGUGGGCCUUGGGGGCUUGAAGGGGAAAAAACUCUACCCAGUUGUGAGUGCGGUUUGGGGCCACUGUGAGAUCACAAUGAGAUACAUUAAUGGACUUGAUCCGGAGCCCCUGCCCCUAAUGGACCUGUGCCGAAGAUCAAUUCGCUUUGCCCUCAGUCGGGAACGCCUGCAUGAAAUAGAAUCGCUGCCUUUGCCUCAGUCUCUGAAAAACUAUCUCCAGUACCAAUAAGAAGCCUGAAGCCCUUCUGGACUCAAAAUAGACUAAAGCAAUGCACCCGGCACAAUGAAUUGUUUACAUCAGAAGCAAAGUCUCAGAGGACACUUGAGCAUAAUUUAAUUUUAAAAUAUAUAUAUAUGUGUGUGUGUGUGUGUGUGUGUGUGUAUAUGGGGGUGGGGUUCCUCCCCUUUAAUCAGUUCAACAGGACGCUGUUAGAUAAUGUGAACGAUGAGCAUUUGUUACUGACUUUGGAAAUAAAUGUUUGUUGCCAACAGCAUUUGCCAUCCUCAAAGGUGACCUCUAAAGCUGGACACCUCAAUAGGGAGCUUAGAGAAACCAGUUAGUUCCCUGCCUUGAGGCUUUGCCUACUCAACCAAGACGGGGAUGCUAUCACUGUAUUGAUUAAAAAAGCAUAUUUUUAAUUCAAAAGAAUGAAUAAAACAUUUGGGCAGAAGACUUUCUAUCCUGUGCCCCGGUUUCAAAUAUAUGGAGGGUGAUUGUACAGAGUGGGAACAAAAACAACGAAAAAACAAUUGCCUUUGAAUAAUGGAUGAUGAAAGCAGCUAAGUGCCAGUGUUCUAGUUAUUCCCGAGCCCAGGCCAGAUCCUCCCCAGCUCUGCAUAAUUCGUAAGGAGGGCUGGUCACCAUUUAGAGGCUGGAGUGCAGUCCCUCUGGAGGGACCUCUAGGGCUAGCCCUCAACAAAAUCAUUAAGGUGGCAAAUUAUUUUUGGCAGCCCUCCCCGUCCCUUAUAUUUUUCCUUUCCUUUAGAACCACCUCUUUCCCCCCCUCCCUCCCCAUUUAAAUACCAGUUCUCCCCUGCCCACCUCCCCUUUAGCAAGCCCCCUCGUACCGCUCAAGGAGGAAGGGGCUAAUAAACUCAUUCUCAUUAUGUUCUUCCACCAGGGGGAGUUUAGAUUUCUAAAAGGAGCUUGAGAAGCACAAUGCUGAACCCAAAGGAACCAGUGGUGGAAUUUCAGCUGUGGCAGCUGUUGGGGUCAAUAUUGGGGGGGGAGCAGAUGACCUGCCUGUGACGACGACUCAAGCCUAGGGCCAGCCUUGCAAUCUCUUAUCUUUAUUAGAGCAAAGUGUUAUUUUCACUUUGGGUGAAUUCUAAAUUCUCAGCCCCUGGUUUCUGACAUACGUUAAAAGAAUGUAUGAUCUAUUGUUUAUUGAUCUGUUUGGGAACCUUGCGACCCUUGUAAGCAGAAGGGUGGAAUGUUUGAGGUGUCAUCCUUCAUUUUCCAAGCUCAGUCCAUAUAUAUAUAUAUAUAUAUAUGUAUAUAUAUACAUAUAUAUAUUACACAUAUUAUAUAUAUAUUUUAAGAUGCUGCUUCCUCUUUGCAUUUCUUACAUUUCAAAUUAUCUGCCUGGUCUAGUUUUUAACUGGAAAUUGUUGUAAUGGCAGGAUGUCAGAUAUUCGGACGGAGCUGCCUUCAGCAUUUUUAAUGUGAAUUUACUGAUGAAUGAGGAGUGUUUCUAAUAAAGUCUGCUGUUAAGUC